Molecule: messenger RNA, 1284 nt
Organism: Fonsecaea multimorphosa CBS 102226
Lineage: Eukaryota; Fungi; Ascomycota; Eurotiomycetes; Chaetothyriales; Herpotrichiellaceae
Exons: 3
Coding region: 1-1284 (427 amino acids)
Biological process (GO): proteolysis
Molecular function (GO): metallodipeptidase activity
Source: RefSeq, a predicted model, not a curated record
AUGCAUCUCGCAGCUCUAUUGGUCAUUCCGCUCUUGACCUCCGUCGUGCAGAGCAGCGAUGGCACGUUCUUGGACCAGGCUAUCAAGUUGAUGGAAGAAAGUCCGCUGGUGGACACGCAUAUUGAUCUCCCCCAGAUCAUCCGAAGCUUGAACCGUCGACCACUAGAUGCGAUUCCGCAGCUGAACGGCUCUUUCCCCGGCCACGUCGACAUUCCCCGGAUGCGACAAGGCCGGCUGGGAGGGGCAUUCUGGACCGUGUGGGCGCCCUGCUACGACGUGACGGAGGAAGACCCGGGUUCUGAUUUCAACACGCCGACGAACCACCUGCGCGACGCGAUGGAGAUGCUCGACGUCAUCCAGAACAUGAUCGCCCGGCACCCGGAGCACCUCCAGUACGCCAGGUCGACGGCCGAGGUGUGGAGCGCGUUCCGAGCCGGCAAGAUCGCCUCGCUGAUCGGCAUGGAAGGCACGCAUGUGCUGGGCAACUCGCUGGGCGCGCUGCGGCUGUUUGCCCAGCUGGGCGUCCGCUACUUGACGCUGACGCACACCUGUCACAGCGCGUUUGCGUCGUCCGCGGGGCCCGGAACCCCGAUCGACCCGGUCCACGCGGGCAACUCGUUGACUGCGCUGGGGAAGGAGCUCGUCCGGGAACUAAACCGCGUGGGCAUCCUGGUCGACCUGUCCCACACGUCGGACGCGACCAUGCGGCAAGCCAUCGAGCUGUCCGAGGCACCGGUCGUCUGGACCCACGCGGGCGCCCGUGCGCUCUGGGACCACCCGCGAAACGUGCCGGACGACAUCCUACGCCUGAUCGGCGACGGGCCGGGCAAGAAGGACGGCGUGAUCCAGUCCAUCUUCUUCCCGCCCUUCAUUGGGCCGAACCCGGGCGCCAACGUCUCCCGCGUCGCCGACCACAUUGAGCAUAUCGCGGGCAUUGUCGGGAGGAAUCGCGUGGGCAUCGCCUCCGACUUUGACGGCAUGUACAUCUCGGUCGACGGUCUGGAGGAUGCCAGCAAAUACCCCAAUAUAGUCGCAGAGCUUCUGUCCAGAGGCUGGACGCCGGAAGAGAUGAAGGGCGUCAUGGGCGGCAACUUGAUGAGGAUCAUGGACAAGGUGGACGAAGUCAGUGAGCGAUUGAAGCAUCAGCUGCCGUCCUCGGCCAUUUGGGAGAAACGUCAAGACCUUCCCGCAACGAAAUGGGGCGGUGGGGGGAUCCAGACAUACUGGCCCAGAGACGUGAAGGAGGCGGUCGAAAAGAUGACGGUGCGCCACGACGAAUUGUGA